AUGACUCCCAGUAUUCCUGAGAUCUUAAGCCCGCCUCUCUCACCUCCCGGUUCAAAGUUCUUUGCUCGCGACGGCGGCCAGACCCCGAUUCCCGCGGAUGUUACCCCUAUCGCUGACUCUGCCGGCUCUCCCGCUUUCUCUCAUGCAUCCAACAACGAACCCACGACAGCCUUCCUUCGCCCUUCAAACAAUAGCAGAUUCAAUACCCCAGUCUCUGCCCGGGGACGUGGGCGUUUGCCAUCCAUUGGUGAGAUUCCCUCAGACCUCGACCGAGAGGCACCUCGAUCUGCCGAGCUGUCUGCUGUGCCAUAUGACUAUGAGCCUCGAUCUGGUCAUGCUCGGACACCAUCUGGCAAUGACAACAUGAUGAUGGGUACCGCAUUACAGCGCGCUGCUACUGCAUGCCCGAUGAUGAUACGAGAGCACGCUCAACGCGUUGUCCAACCAAGUGAGGGCGACUUUCCACCACCACCUGACCAGGCCACCAUGUUGAAGAUGCAACAAGCAUCACGUAAUCACCGCAAUGGCUCCCGUGACCGCAUUUCUGUGGGCGUGAAUCUACAGCUGCAUCCUGGGCCCGCUCACGAUGUCAUCGCAUCUCCAGAGCAGUCAGUUACAUCUUCUACCCGCUACCACUGGCCAACUCGCCGCAGAGGUCCUGCCUCGGUGUCAAGUUCUGUCACUUCUGCAUCAAGUGUUCGACGAAGCUGA
Molecule: messenger RNA, 711 nt
Organism: Fusarium mangiferae
Lineage: Eukaryota; Fungi; Ascomycota; Sordariomycetes; Hypocreales; Nectriaceae
Exons: 2
Coding region: 1-711 (236 amino acids)
Source: RefSeq, a predicted model, not a curated record